This is a messenger RNA of Trypanosoma conorhini, 4194 nucleotides long. RefSeq lists its product as uncharacterized. The record is from RefSeq and is a predicted model, not a curated record. The transcript has a single exon. NCBI's taxonomy places the organism in Eukaryota, Euglenozoa, Kinetoplastea, Trypanosomatida, Trypanosomatidae. Bases 1 to 4194 code for a protein of 1397 amino acids.
AUGAGCCGCGUCGACGGCGUCGCGUGCGCGCCGGGGAGGCGAGCCUCGAACCCGAGUAAAACGCCCACUUUCGGCGGUGCCUUACGUCCCGGCAAAGUGGCCAGCGGCAGGGCGGGAGGCAGCGCGCAAGGGACACGGGCCGCCUGCAGCUGCUUCCACUACUCCCGCUGCUCCUCCUCCACCAAGGGGGCCUCCCCCAUGCAGGGCGCUGCCGCCGCCGCCGCCGCAGCAGCAGCAGCAGCAGGUGGCAAGUCCACCGGAAAGAGAUGUAAUGCCGUUUUCAAUGCCCCGGUUCGCUACGUGCGGCUCACACCACGGGAGAGGCGUGAGCGACUCUACGCCUACUACGCGGCGAAAAAGAUUCUUCAGGAGGAGACUACAGGGACCAACCCCACACCUGCGUCCUCCGACGCCUUUCCUCCUCCUCCGCCUGCGUCUGGAGACGUUGCUGACACUGACAACGCCACGAGUACUGCUGCUGGUGUUGCCUCUGAGGGAACGCUCAGAGAUGCUGCCCUUGACGCAAGGGAGCCCGCCUCCAAAAACAUGGGGGCAGAGGCAGCCGCCAGGAAUGAACAUUUGUGUUCCACAGACGGGCAAAUGCCGCGUUGCAAGGACCCGGCGAGUGCCGAGAGGCGGUUGCGCGAGCAGCUUCACUACCUCGUUGACCUCUACGAGAAAUACUACGGAAAGGCAACGCUGGAGUGGUGCAAUCGAACCUUUCCGGUGCCUGUGCUCUCGCAGCUUGUACCAGAUCCGGACGAACCCCAGCAGCAGCAACAGGCGGGGGAGGAGGAGGAGGAGGAGGCAAAGGCGGAAGCAGCCGGUUCCUCCGCAAACGCUUCCUCGCGGAGUAACGUGUCAUCACCGGCAGCUGGGGAUGACGAGGAGGCAAGGAAUUUGGAUUUUACGCUCUCUGCCCGGCACGGGGAGUCGAUUGCGAUGAUGGCUAAGAUGCCCUCGUCGUAUCGGCUGGGCUUGCCGGAGAUCCUCCGAAACGACGACGAACGUGUCGACGAGGCGCCGCGUGACCCACUCGUCAUUGAGCAGGAGCGCCGCACUCAAGCGGUACGGCGACACAUCCAGCAGACACUUCGAAGCCUUGAUUUGGGCUCGCGGCAGUCGGUACAGGAAAGAGGCGAUGAAACCAGCGGGACCUGGGCUGCGGCAGGCUUCAAAGCCCACCACCUUGAGGGCAUGGCAGGCGUCUGUGAGACGCUGCUUGAUACGCCGGUGGAAGCAACCCCGCACAGCCAUGUCAAGCGGCUGCUAAAAUUCCUUUGGGAGGAACCCGCGUUGCAAAAGUGCGCCGAGGCUGCCGCGCGCCUGGUGACCUAUGUCCUCAUGCGUUCGCUCCCCGUGGAGCUGUAUGAGGGGGAUCCGGAGGACUACCGCGCCCUGCGUGAGCGCAGCCGGGCGGCGUCUGCUGCUUCGUGCGGGAAGAGGCAAGAGACAGCCGCGGAGAGUGAUUGGAGGCCCUCGUCUUCACGAGCACCCUCACCCCGGCCAACGCAUCCGUUCUGUGGCUCCUGUGGCUUUAGUGGAGUUCUCUCAGAGACGAAUACGACGCUGGCGGCAUGCAGCUCGGAAGCCGGGGUUGAUGACCGCUACUUUCUUCACCAGGAUUCCAUGUCACUCACGCAGGCGCUGCAAAGCGUGGCCCUUCGCAAGGGCAUCUGGCUCUCCUCCACUGUUCCCGUGAUGCAGCGUCCGCCUCUGCAUGCCUGCGGGCUUCCAAUGCGCACGGCACGUCACAUCGCAUUAUGGCAGCGCCCUCCCAAUUUUGCCAAGAGCGCCACGCUACAAAGCCGGGAGCGGUUUAUGGAUGGCACGUCCAAUACGGCUACUACUACUACUACAAUUCGCAAGAGCAGUUGCAAGUCGCGAGCAACGGCGUCUCGAGAGAAGGAUGACUGGCGCCCAAAGACGCUCGCACCACUGCUUAUUAUUGCCUUUGGCGGAUACGGCGUGGCGCCGUUUAGUACAUAUGAGACGCCCAUGUCAUCGGACGAGGCACGGCACGACAAUGGGGAUUUUGCUUCCGCAUGGGAUCACGAGACCGUUGAAGGGGGGAAUAACACGCUCCUGUCCGCAAUGAAUAACUUUAUGCAUCCAGAACCCGCGCUACUGCCACUGCAGUCUGUUAUGCAAGUCAUUCUCCAGAGCGUGCGCCUAAAUCGAUUGAUACGUACGGAAGAGUUCACUGAUGCCUUCCCACCUGUCACGUUUGAACUCCUAGCGGAUGUGGUGCAUAGCUAUAGAGCUUUUUUUCAAACUAUCCUGUCCGUGUCGUUUGAGGCAGACUCAUCUCGGUCCUUCUUUGUUCGCACCUACCGUGAGACACUGAUGAGCUGGGCUUCCAUUGUUAUCUGUGAGGCUGCCAUUGGGCACGCUGCGGAACGGGCUGGACAGGGACCUUCGAAGUUGCAGUGGACGGCUGGAAUUAUGCCAGAGAAGUUUACGGAGGAGCAGCUUGAGCAGAUUGUGCUUUCCGGCCUCGUCGAGAGGACGUUCCCGAGUAUGACGCAGUGGGAGUACGACGAGCGACUCUUCUUCCGCACCGUCGACACACUUCGUUCGGUGGUUCUUGAAACCGUGGGGCGCGUUAAGGGCGAAUUGUAUUUUCUCAUGACGGGCCUGGAUAGCCGUAAUGCCGUCCUGGAGCAGUACCGUGAAAUGCUGAGUCAGUACCGCGCGACGGAGGCGGCGAUGAUGGCGGAGGCGGAGGAGCGCCUGCAGGCGCGACUGCACGGCGAGAGAGGGAGCGCCGCGAACUCGGGGAGCAUCACGCAGGCGGGGAUGCAGGGGGAGCGGGCAAAGACGCAGUCACUGCCGCAGCCUCAGUCGGCCCCCGCAAAGGAGCGAACAUCCUCCAUGAACUACCACAUUGGCCUCCGCCGUAAGCGUCGUCCAGAGGCGAUACCGACACCUCCGUUCUCUGAAAGGGACUUUGAUGCAAACAACUGCACCAGUUACGAUUGCUUUCGCUUGGCACCCGCCUUGAUGCCGUGGCAGCCCGGGUACAAGUCCCACAAGGCCCAUCGAUACUUGCAUGAGGACAGUGUCCUUGGCGACAGCAAUUCGCCUUUGUACCAGCCAAUGCCGAGGCACUCACGCGAGUGCACGACAAACAUUUCACAGGAGGCACACUCCUUUGCCACAUGCACGUACCCGUCUUUGUUUGCGGCACAGGAACCAACUGCGUCGAGAAAUGAUGCCUCAGCUACAGCCUUCUCUCAGUCAGGAAAAAAGUCCGGGACGCCGAAGCCGACGCAGGCAAAGCGACAGACGUUGGCGGGAUCGGCGAUGCUGCGCGCAUACACGCCGGGUGCCCAAUCCGGCCGGUCCAUCCGACAGCCGAGUAAAUCGGAACUCCCGGAAGGCCUGACACUGCGGGCUGUGCGACGGGAACUCGUAUCCCUGAAAUUUCAGCAGCGGCGAUCGGCGGAGAGGUCGGGUAAUGCGCCGCGUAAUUUGUCGCCCGGUUCCUUCUCACCCGCCCCAGCGAAGACGGCGUCCAGCGCCGCCGCACCCGGCGACACCCCGGACCGCGCCCGCGAACGCGAACGCAGCCUGAGCCCUACGGCGGGGGGCGUUGCUGGGACAGUGCCUUCCCCGCCAACAUUGGGGCCUCGAUCAAAUUUUCCUACUGCUUCCACGCCCGAUGCGGCAGCGGCGCGGCCCAAGGGUGAUGAUGCGACACUUGCCGGCCUCGUUGGCUCCAAGCAGGCGGCCUCCGUUGCGCGACUACGCCGAGCCUGCGAGAACACGGCUCAGUUUUACCUGCACUUUCAGAAUGCACUGAACGAGGAUGGAGCUUCCACGCGACGCAGACGACCGGAGGCGCCGUGGUACUCCACGGGUAGCUUGAACUUCUACGAGCGUCGCGCGGUUGCGGUGAUUAGGCGCUCGCGGCAGGUCGCGGCGUUUGACUUGCGCCACCUCUCGCCCAUCACGGCCCUGGAGAGGUGCGUGCAGUGGCCUUCCCACAGUCCACCGCCACGCCACACCGCUGGCGCCGAGGAGGGGGAGGAGCGGCUAGACGGGCGGGGAGGGGACAGACGACGGCAAUUCUCUGCGUCGCGUUCGCCGUCGCCGCCCGCGCCGGCGCGCGAGGGCGUACACCCGGCCGUGGGCUCCCUCAAACCAAAAGAAUUGAAUUUGGGGGUGACGAUUGUGCCGUGGACGCUGUAG